This is a messenger RNA of Ustilaginoidea virens, 927 nucleotides long. RefSeq lists its product as uncharacterized. The transcript is spliced from 4 exons. Lineage: Eukaryota; Fungi; Ascomycota; Sordariomycetes; Hypocreales; Clavicipitaceae. Bases 1 to 927 code for a protein of 308 amino acids. The record is from RefSeq and is a predicted model, not a curated record.
AUGUCCACGACACUUGGGGCCUUCAUCGCCGGCGGCAUCGCGGCCUGCGGUGCUGUGACUGCGACCCAUCCCUUCGAAACUGUCAAGAUUCGAAUGCAAUUGCAAGGAGAACUUCAGUUAAAGGGCCACCAACCUCACUAUUACCGCGGUCCUAUUCAUGGCGUCGGCGUCAUUGUGAAAAACGAAGGCAUCCGGGGCAUCUAUCGCGGACUGGGAACAGCGUACAUCUACCAGAUACUCCUCAACGGUUGUCGGUUGGGCUUCUAUGAUCCGAUGCGCAAAGCUCUUGCCACGUUAUUCCUGAGGAACGAAAAGGCGCAAAAUCUCGGCAUCAACAUGUUUUGUGGCGCCUUCUCCGGCGUCCUGGGCGCUGCUGCUGGCAGCCCUUUUUUCCUUGUCAAAACUCGCCUGCAGAGUUAUUCCCCUUUCCUACCAGUUGGCACGCAGCAUCGGUACCGCAAUGCCUUGGACGGCUUGUCGCAAAUCUACCGCGGCGAGUGUGUGCGAGGUCUUUACCGUGGGAUUGGUGCCGCCAUGAUUCGAACCGGCUUUGGUAGCUCUGUCCAGCUGCCGACAUACUUUUUCGCCAAGAGAAGGUUGAUGCGACACGCAGGCAUGGAGGAAGGGCCUGCCUUGCAUCUUAGCAGCAGCGCGGUCAGUGGCUUCGUCGUCUGCUGCUUCAUGCACCCACCAGACACCAUCAUGUCGCGUCUGUACAACCAAAAUGGCAACCUGUACAAGGGUGUUUUUGACUGCCUAGGAAAGACGAUUCGAACCGAAGGUUUUUUCGCCAUCUACAAGGGUUUCCUGCCUCAUCUGGCUCGAAUCUUACCGCACACAAUCCUGACCCUUUCACUGGCUGAGCAGACCAACAAGCUGAUGAGAAGCUUUGAGAGACGAUUGCUCCCAAUGGUUCAUGGAACGUAA